AUGGGUUUCUUUCUAGAUGACGUCGACGCAAUACUGUCACACGUUCUCUACAGAACCGCGGUUGCCAUUACUCUUCUCAGAUGGCUCGUAACAUGGGCCAUCCGAUUCCGCAGCAGAAAUCGUGACCGUCCCUCGUUUACUUCAGAGACAAUCAAAGAAAAUCUAGUUCUCGCCUCUUUCGGAGACGUGCAAUGGAGGGUUCCAGAAGUUUCUGAGAUGUGUGCCGUGUGUUUGAGUCACAUCGACGAGAACGAUCUGGUACGUGAGCUCAGAAACUGUUGCCAUUACUUUCAUAAAGAUUGCAUCGAUAAAUGGGUGGAUUACAAUGGGCAAAAGACUUGCCCGCUUUGCCGCGCCCCCUUGUUGACUCAUUCACAGAUCAGACAAGAGCCCAAGAACGAGACCAGUUGGGCGGUGGAGAGAUUUGUGUAUCUGUUUGGCGACGAUCUGCAUACGGAGAUGCAUCAAUUACAGUGA
Mangifera indica (mango) is the source of this 477-nucleotide messenger RNA. RefSeq names its product brassinosteroid-responsive RING protein 1-like. NCBI's taxonomy places the organism in Eukaryota, Viridiplantae, Streptophyta, Magnoliopsida, Sapindales, Anacardiaceae. The record is from RefSeq and is a predicted model, not a curated record. Gene Ontology annotation, biological process: protein ubiquitination. Bases 1 to 477 code for a protein of 158 amino acids. The transcript has a single exon. Gene Ontology annotation, molecular function: zinc ion binding; ubiquitin protein ligase activity.